Messenger RNA from Magnusiomyces paraingens, 768 nucleotides. RefSeq lists its product as uncharacterized. The record is from RefSeq and is a predicted model, not a curated record. The coding region runs from base 1 to 768 and encodes 255 amino acids. NCBI's taxonomy places the organism in Eukaryota, Fungi, Ascomycota, Dipodascomycetes, Dipodascales, Dipodascaceae. The transcript is spliced from 4 exons.
AUGUCAACAGAAAUUGAUGAUUUGAAAAGUAUCGUUGCCUUGGACGAGGUUUCUGAUUCAGAAGCGAAAAAGUUUGGCGAUACCACUCUUACGUUUGACGGGUUAUUGGAUGAACCCGGUGUGGUGGUUUUUGAGGAUGCAGGACAGUUGGGGUGCGGAUCGAUAGUAUGGCACGUUGCGACGAUUCUUUCGCAGUUUGUGAUAGAUCGCAAGUUUUCGCAAACGUGCAAAAACAUUCUCGAACUGGGUAGCGGAACGGGUCUUGUUGGACUGGCAUUGGGGUUGUAUGAAAAACAACGUAGAGAAAAAGCAGGUGAGCCACCAUUAACCGAUCAAGAUCUUAAAAUUUAUAUCACUGAUCAAGAUAUCUUGCUUGAUCGAAUGAAAAAAAAUGUUGAGCUGAAUGGGCUACAAGGUAUUGUCGAGGCUGAAGUUCUUAGCUGGGGCGAGCCUCUCCCUGCAUUUGCUGAUUCAGAGCAGCUGGCCAAACUAUCCCCUCCUGUUCCACCUGUUGAUCUUGUGCUCAUGGCCGACUGUGUUUACGCGGAGCCUGCGUUCCCAUUACUAGAAAAGACACUCUUGGACCUGACGGACCGUGAUCCGGACUUGAAAAUGUACAUGUCAUACCAAAAACGGCGCAAAGCUGAUGCGCGGUUUUUCAAGCACAUGAAAAAGUCAUUUACGUUUAAUGAGAUUACAGACUAUCCGGGGUACGAUCAUAGCGUGAGAGGCACGAUGCACUUGUACAAAAUUACCAGAAAGAAAUAG